Molecule: messenger RNA, 516 nt
Organism: Ilex paraguariensis (yerba mate)
Lineage: Eukaryota; Viridiplantae; Streptophyta; Magnoliopsida; Aquifoliales; Aquifoliaceae
Source: the annotation of a GenBank genome assembly
AUGUACAAUGAUAGACAUGAAAACAUGGACCGGAUUAUUGAUGUCAAGCAGAAAACUUGCAAGGGUUUCAACGAAUCUCAUGUGGAGAAGUUAGCCCAAUUGGACAACUCCAAAGUUGAAACCAACCAGAAUGGCAACGAAUGGCUUGACAAGUUCCCUGUAACGCAGCACACUGAAGCUUUGGAUAUUGAGGAAGGUCAGAUAAUAACCGAAGCAAUAAAUGUGAACCCAGUGAAAAAGAUAUGUGCAUCUGCUGAUGUGGGACAAAUCAGUGAUGUAAAGAAGUUGAAUGGUGAAAAAGCAAAAAAUGGAUAUGCGGUUGUUGAGAAAAAUAACCCUCGGAUUCUUGAGGUGAUAGCAAAGAUGGAAAAACGAAGAGAACGGUUUAAGGAGCCCAUUACUCUAAGAAAUGACGCAGACAGGGUUGUCAACCCUCCAGUUGAUUCAGUUGUGGAAACAGCUCAGAAUAAGCAACAACAAAGGCCAAUGCGGAAGAGGAGAUGGGGUGGAAGUUAG